Nymphaea colorata (pocket water lily) is the source of this 825-nucleotide messenger RNA. RefSeq names its product probable leucine-rich repeat receptor-like protein kinase At1g35710. The record is from RefSeq and is a predicted model, not a curated record. The transcript is spliced from 2 exons. NCBI's taxonomy places the organism in Eukaryota, Viridiplantae, Streptophyta, Magnoliopsida, Nymphaeales, Nymphaeaceae. Gene Ontology annotation, molecular function: protein binding. Bases 1 to 825 code for a protein of 274 amino acids.
AUGGCAUCAACCAUGAGAACGGAGUCGCUGCUGCAGCUUUUGUUCUUUCUUUUGAGUAUAUGUUCACCAAGAAACACGGCUGCUCAGCCGCUAAAGGCAGAAGCAGAAGCGCUUCUCAAGUGGAGAGACAGUCUCCAAGCUGCCCAUCUACUGAAUUCUUCUUGGUCGUUCCUCAACUCUAACUAUCGCCCCUGCCACUGGGAUGGGAUAGCAUGCGGCGGUGACAACACGAGUAUCGUCAAGAUAAGUCUUCAAAACCAUGAUCUUCAAGGUACGCUCGACCAUUUCGACUUUGCUGCCUUCCCAAGUCUUGCAUAUUUGGAUCUUAGAGGUAACAAUUUUUAUGGAAGCAUUCCCGAUGGUAUAGGCAACCUCUCCAAACUUUCCUUCCUUGACCUGUCGGUGAAUCAGUUUUCUGGCAGCUUACCGGAAAGUAUGGCCAAUCUUAAGAACCUUGUUUCUAUAAACAUGUCAUUCAACUCGCUCACGGGUCCUCUCCCUACUUCUAUUGGACAACUGCCUAGUCUUGUGAAUUUAAUCAUCAGUGACAACCUUCUGACUGGUGCUAUUCCUCAGACGAUAGGAGAGCUUAAGAAUCUCAACUUCUUGGACCUUGAUACGAACUCACUUACAGGUUCAAUUCCAGCCCAAAUUGGAAAUUUGUCCAAUCUGCACCUUCUGUUCCUUGAGGACAAUUUCUUGACUGGCACCAUUCCACCUGAACUAUGGAAGCUUAGUAAGCUCACUCAGUUAGAUUUGACAUCUAACUUUCUUCCAGAUGAAAAAUUUCACGAGUCUAGGCUUUUUGUACCUUUCACAAAAUAA